Molecule: messenger RNA, 2092 nt
Organism: Lathyrus oleraceus (garden pea)
Lineage: Eukaryota; Viridiplantae; Streptophyta; Magnoliopsida; Fabales; Fabaceae
Product: trihelix transcription factor DF1
Exons: 2
Coding region: 156-1865 (569 amino acids)
Source: RefSeq, a predicted model, not a curated record
AGAAAUAUAUUUCACCCUCAUGAAAGCAUCUCAAUGCGCAUAAUAAAAACCCUUUCAUAGACUAUACAAGUAUACUAUACUAUUCCUCUUGUUUAUUUUUUUUAUUCUUUUUCUUCUUCUUCUCUCAAACUAUAGGUGAUGCAACAGUAGUUAUUAUGGAUAUUAAUUCCGGUGAAAAUAUCAUGCCGCCGGCGGUGAACGGCGGCGAGGAAGAUGAUAAGAUGAAUAUGAAUAUCAACGGUGGUGGUGGUGGUGGAAAUAGGUGGCCCCGCCAAGAAACAUUGGCUCUCUUGAAGAUAAGAUCAGAUAUGGAUGGUGUGUUUCGUGAUUCAAGUCUUAAGGGUCCACUUUGGGAAGAAGUUUCAAGGAAACUAGGUGAACUUGGUUAUCAUAGAAGUUCAAAAAAGUGCAAAGAGAAAUUUGAGAAUGUAUACAAGUACCAUAAAAGAACCAAAGAAGGUAGAAGUGGAAAAUCAGAAGGAAAAACUUAUAGAUUUUUUGAUGAGUUACAAGCACUUGAGAAAAAAAUCACAUUCUCUUCUACUUACCCUCCAAAACCACUUCCAAAUAAUAACACACUCUCAUUACCACAAACAACAAUGCCUAAUGAAACCACAAAAACAAUAUCACAUGUUACAAAUAUUACUAUUCCAUCCACAAACCCUACCACACUUAUUUCUCCUUCACCACCGCCGCCAACGCCACCACCACAAACAACCAAUGCAACAACCGCGACCAACCCUAGUAGCAACAACAAUGUUUCAUUUUCUUUACCGAACAUGAACGUGAACCUAUUCUCCACCACAACUACCUCAACUUCUUCUUCCACGGCUUCUGACGAAGACUUGGAAGAGAAGUACAGGAAGAAGAGAAAAUGGAAAGACUAUUUCAGAAGACUCACAAGAGAAGUGCUUGCGAAACAAGAGGACAUGCAAAAGAGAUUCUUGGAAGCCAUAGACAAACGCGAAAAGGAACACAUGGCUCAACAAGAUGCUUUGAGAGUUCAAGAAAUGGCGAGAAUCAAUAAAGAACAUGAACUUCUUGUCCAAGAAAGAUCAUCAGCAGCUCAAAAAAACGCCGCGGUUAUUACUUUUCUCCAGAAAUUGUCCGGACAACCACCACCACAACCGCCGCCACCACCGCCACCACCACCAGCGUCAGAGCUGCCUCGAACUCCGGUAUCACAAAUACAAACACAGCAACUGGUGAUACCAAACAACAACAUUGUUGAGAUUCUGAGUAUGAAUAAUGGUCACAAAAGUUCUUGCGAUGUUGCUUCUCCAUCAAGGUGGCCAAAAAGUGAAGUUCAUGCUCUAAUAAGGAUAAGAACAAGUCUAGAACCAAAGUAUCAAGAAAAUGGUCCAAAAGCACCAUUAUGGGAAGAUAUAUCAGCUGGAAUGAAGAGACUUGGCUACAAUAGGAAUGCGAAAAGGUGCAAAGAAAAGUGGGAGAAUAUCAACAAGUACUACAAGAAAAUGAAAGAAAGUAACAAACAAAGGCGCGACGAUAGUAAGACAUGUCCUUAUUUUCACGAACUCGAAGCUCUUUACAAAGAAAAGAACAAAUUACAGAACCCUUUCGGUUCUAAUUCGUUUCAUAGUAUAAAGUCAAGUGAAAUGAUGGAGCCAUUGAUGGUGCAACCAGAACAACAAUGGAGACCUCCAACUCAAUACGAAGAACCUCACCUGGUGAAGAAGAAUAACAACGAAGAGAAAGAAGAUGAUAACGGUGAUGUUGACGAUGAAGAAGAUGAAAACAUGGAUGACUACGAAGACGGAGAUAGCAUGGAAGAAGAUGAAGGCGGUGUUAGCAGCCGUUAUGAAGUUGUAACAAAUAAACUUCCAUCAAUGAACACCGUUGGAUGAGUUGGAUGAGUCCAUCAUCCAUCAGUACUGCAGCUUUUAAGACAGAUAGAUUCUGAAAGAGAAAAUUUCUCUAUCAGAAUCUAUCUGUUUCUACGACUGUAGUACACAAGAGAAAAGUUUAAUUUGGAUUUUAAUUAAAUUAUUUUGUGCAUUUGGUAUAUUACAAGAUGUUAUUGAACUGUAUCAUUGCAAAUAGACAUCAUAUAUAUGAAAGUAUAUGUCACAAA